Molecule: messenger RNA, 2276 nt
Organism: Nasonia vitripennis (jewel wasp)
Lineage: Eukaryota; Metazoa; Arthropoda; Insecta; Hymenoptera; Pteromalidae
Product: integrator complex subunit 3 homolog
Exons: 2
Coding region: 1-1857 (618 amino acids)
Source: RefSeq, a predicted model, not a curated record
AUGACCGCCGGCUUUAGUCAGUCGGUGACCUGCUUCUUAGUUUUUGAAAUCUUCUUGGUAUUUGCCGAACACCAGGGCGGUAUAAAUGAAUCCAAGAUUAAAAAUCUAGAAGACUUAAAACUUGAUGACAGUGAUAUUUUGUCUAGUGAAAAGACACCUGAAGCUCAAAGAAAGAGAGAUCCCGGAUACUAUUACAGUAAGACAGAGAGAUUUACUUUUGGUGGUCAUCAUGGUUAUCCACGACCUGGAUACAGCGGUCGGAUCGUUAAUCGGCUGCAAAACCAAGUAAAUCGACCUUUUAAACAUUAUGGACCACCUAAUCAACAAGGACCAGCAUAUAAUUACGAACCGAAUAAAUCAAUACCCUCCGAGACUCUUUCAAAUCAAGAUAUACCGAGUCCUAUUCGAGAUACUGACUUUGUCGAAGAGAGUCCUAUUGCAAGUCAAAAUAAUCAACCAUUCGGACAACAUACUGCUAACUAUUUACCACCACAAAAUCAAAAACUUCCAGCAAGUAAUGCGCCUCACUUAUUUUCUAAUCAACACCAUGACUUUUCUGGAGGACAUCAACAAUUUCAAAAUCAACAACAAAGUCAGCGACUUCAACUGAAUAAUCAAAAUUCUCUUAGUCAAGACUUUGACACAGCAAAUCCUAAUGAUUUCCAAAAUCAGCAGAUUUCGGACGCUGCUAUAUUUUUAAGUCAAAAUGCUCAAGCUAUAUCGAAUCUGUACGGUGCACCUGCUCCUAAUGAGAACUACGCGCCUCAUAAUCAAGAGUUUGAGCAAAUAGAGUCAAAUCAGCGACCAAGCCAACAUAACUCUCAGAGUUUGAAUUUUCAAGCUAAAAACAUUGAUCAAUCUCUUGGAUUUCAAGGACAAUUACCCUCUUACGCUUCUGGACUCCUUAAUACACAAGAAACUUUAGAAAAAAUACAAUCAUUGGAAAAAGAUAGGAUUAUUGCGCAACUGCAACAGGCACUGUCCAAUCGGGAAUCAGCAGCAAGACAUAAUGAGAAUAUUAAUGACUAUUCACAACGCGAAAACUUACAAGUUGUUACAUCUCAAAUACCAUCAAUAAAUGAACCAUCAAUAAGUCAGCAGACACCCUUCUUACCUACUAGUACAAGCUCUACGGGAUAUCAGGGAUUUUACGCACCACCAAGACCUGUAACUACUACAGCAUUACCUCCAGUUUCUUUCCCAACGACAGUCUCCACAACUACUACUCAUCCACCAAACCAUGGUUUUAGUGGGUCCGGCAGUACACAAAUAGGAAACAAGUUACCUGUUCCUAGCAAUUCGAGACCAACAAUAGUAAAUGCCGGAUUUCCGCAGUACGCCGGAUUUGUACCAACAUUUGUUUCCACAGGCUUUAUUCCAAGUAGUCCGGCUUAUGCAACGACGUUAAUUCCUACUACAUCUUUGAAACCAGCUGAUAAUUCACCAACCCACUUCGGCAUUCCUAUCCCCACUUUACAGGGCCCGAAGCCACCAACGCAUCAACCUCCGAGCACUACACCAGCUACGACGAAGCCAUCCAAUAUUCCUUCACGCCCUAGUACGCCUACGUUCUCAAUACCCUUAGGACCAGUGCCCACUUUUCUUCAACCUCCAAUUGUCAAGCCUAAGCCGAUACCGGUAAUUCCUGCCGCUACACCAGUUCAUCCGACAUACGGAAUUCAUCCUGCUGUGGUUAAUCCGAGUUUCGUCUACAAGCCAGUGAAAGUGUUUCCGGUUUAUUAUUAUCCUAAUAUAGCUUAUCAAUCGAUACAUAAACCAGUGGCAUCAAUACCAACACAUCCUUGGAGUUAUGCACCAUCUUUCACACAAACGAAGCCAUCAUCGAUCUGGAAAUAAAAGUUUAAAUAUUAUUGUUAAAAUAGUUUUUAUAAGAUGAAUUGAACCAGGAACUGUUGUGUUUUUUUUACAUUUGCGUACUAAAUUGAUCGAUUGUACAUUACAAUUUAGUGAGUGUAUGUCUUUUCUAUGUUAUAAGUAUGUUUGUAUAUAUAAAAUACUAUUUAUUAUUUUUUAAUAAAAAAACGUUACGCUCUUAAUUAUGUUUUAUAUGUAAAUCACAAUUGUAUAUCUUUAUUUUUUUUAUAAUUGUAAAAAGAGAUAUUUAAUGCACCAUGAGUGGUUGAAAACUUACAAAAGCAAAUUGCAAGUUUUUAUUGCAGUGUGACAAAAAGCAUUCCCCAGCAUCUUAUUCGUUUCCUGGAACCUUAUGCAUAUCUUAUUGUAAUAUUAAAUAAAAUAAGAAGCACUAUUUAAUC